AUGCAUCGAUGCUUGGUUUGGGUCGGUCGCAAACUUCGACCAACCCAGGAGAAGCUGCAGGCGGCUUUGGUCGAUCAGCUCGCGGGCGCGGCCUUCUCGUACCUCCGCCUGGUCACGGCCACGGCCCCCGUGCUGUGGCUGGCGCUCGACCGAGCUGCAGUCGAUGGCCAGCUCUCGCUACACAAGGCGUCUGCUACGCUGGUCCGUUUCGUCUCCUGGUGGCUGACAGUUCUUCCCUGCAUUGCCAACCUCCUGUUGCGCUUGAGCUACAAGUUGCGAGCACGCUGUGGGAGAUUCAGUUUGGAGAUCCUUUUUUCCUUGGGAUUUGUAGCCCUGGCUGCAUUCCUGGCCAGUGCCUUCCUUGUCUUUGAGGAGUAUGUCGUCUGGCAGCUCUUGCCCAACGAGCUUCUUGCAAGCUUGAGCUUUCUUGGCUUGACGGGCGCUGUGAAUUUCUGCCUCUGGCGCCUCUGGGUAAGUGCCGAACCUGUCAGCCUCUUCUUGCCCUCGCGGCAGUUUCUGAUUCUCAUCCUGUACUGGAACUUCCUGCGCCAGCGAUAUCAGGCGCCGAGAUCACAUCCAGCCCAUCUCAAGGCGUGGCAGCAGCUGGGCGCCAAGGCAGCCCCACUGCUGCAGGCCUUUCGGCUCCAUCCUUUCGUCUUCGCCGACGCCGGAAUGUCGGCCAAUGCGGGGAUGGCCAUGUCCGUCCGUAAGAUGUCGGGUGAGGAGGUGGUGUCCCUUGAUGCCGCGGAGUUGGCUGCACUGGCCGCUGGCUUUGGCGACUCUGUCCUGGGAUUGAAGAGGUAUCUUCACCAGCGCCUGGGCGUCCCACGCUUCCGACAGCAACUCACCGCACAUGACGAGCCGCAGCCUCUGAGUGACGAGCAGAAGCUCACCUCCUUCAAGACCAAGGCUGAGUUGCUGGUGGUGAUCCUCCCCUGGUCUGCAGCGUCGCCGGAGGAGAACGAGCAAUUGCGUGCUGCGUGCCUCGAGGGCGCUGCCGAAGAACUGGAGGCGUUGUUGCAGAGGCCUUUGGACCCGGACUUCCUGGUCGAUCGCACAGGGCGCGCGCCUCUGUGGAUUGCGUGCGCGCGAGGGCACGUGGACAACGCGCGCCUGCUGCUGGACGCUGCAGCCAAUGUGAACAGGACGGACCGGAAGGGCAUGUCCCCGCUGUGGAUUGCAUCCUACUGGGGUCACAGCAGCGUAGUGCAGCUCCUGUUGGAGGCGACGUGUGAAGUUGACAAGGCUGACAACCGCGGCGACUCGAGCCCCUUGUUUGUGGCCUCAAGAAACUGCUGCGAAGGCGUCGUGAAGUUGCUGGUCCAAGCUGCCGCGGACCUCAACAGGUGCAACAUCGAUCGCCAGUCCCCGGUGUGGAUCGCUUCAGGAGCUGGCCACCCUCCAGUUCUGCGGCUGUUGCUACAGGCUCAAGCCGACCUCAGCGCCUCCGACCGUGGCGGGCGGUCGCCGCUCUGGAUUGCCAUGGCCAACAGCCACAUGGAGCCACAGCUCAUGGACGUCCUCAAAGCGGAGCCUGAUUCCACCGAAAGCAUCCGCACGACCGUCGUUCGCAUGCUGCUGGAGGCAAGGGCGCGGAUAGACUCCGACGACGCAGGGGAGUCCGUCCUGAGCGUUGGAGCCAGGCUCGGAAACGCCCACAUCAUGCAGCUCCUCGUGGACGCCAGCGCUCCCGGCGGCGAUGCUGGUGCCAGCUGCUUCUCACAGCCAGCCUGGAAGGCAUCCGCGGAAGGCCACGACGACAUCGUGCAGAUGCUGCUGAAGGCGGGUGCAGACAAGAACUGGGCCAACAGCUCGGGGGAGACCCUGCUCUGGAGCGCCGUGAAGAAAGGCUACACGCGAGUGGCGCAGGUGCUCCUGCACGCAGGCUGCUGCACGUGGCUUCGUGAGCAUCGUGAGGCUGCUUCUUGA
This is a messenger RNA of Symbiodinium natans, 1929 nucleotides long. The record is from the annotation of a GenBank genome assembly. Lineage: Eukaryota; Dinophyceae; Suessiales; Symbiodiniaceae.